AUGAAUCGCUCCAUCUUCCUCACGGCUUCGGGUUAUCUCCGACCGGCAAGUCGGGUUGCUCCCCUUGUACGUCGCUGUUCACCGGGUACUUUCUCUGCUGUUCGCAGAUAUGCAUCGUCAGCGGGGUUUAACUGGGAGGAUCCUCUUCUGUCCUCGGAAUUAUAUACGGAGGAAGAAUUGGCGGUUCAGGAUACUGCUAGGCAGUACUGUCAAGAACGGUUACUGCCUCGGAUUCUCGAUGCCUACAGGAAUGAAAACUAUGAUCGCAAGAUCCUCGAGGAAAUGGGCGAAUUGGGCUUCCUCGGAGCCAAUAUCGAGGGAUACGACUGCGCCGGAGUCAGCACUGUCGCCUACGGACUGAUAACCAAGGAGGUGGAACGCGUGGAUUCCGGAUAUAGGUCGGGAAUGUCAGUCCAGAGCUCUCUGGCCAUGACGGGUAUUUACAAAUUCGGCACGCAGGAAUUAAAGGAACGGCUUCUGCCGCAAUUGGCCAAGGGGAAGUUGGUAGGGUGCUUUGGCCUGACUGAGCCCAAUCACGGCUCGGAUCCGGGUUCUAUGGAGACUGUUGCUAAAGAGCAUCCGACAAAGAAAGGGUAUUACUUGCUCUCGGGAACUAAGACCUGGAUCACCAACUCUCCUAUUGCCGAUGUAAUGAUUGUCUGGGCCAAGCUGGAUGGCAAGAUCCGCGGUUUCGUGAUUGAACGCAGCAAAUGCCCACUAGGAACGUUAGAAACGCCAGCCCUGAAGAACAAGACUGCCCUACGAGCAUCCAUCACAGGUAUGAUCCAGAUGGACAACUGCCCCGUGCCAGCGGAUAACAUGUUCCCGGAUGUGGAAGGCCUCAAGGGGCCUUUUACCUGUCUCAAUAGCGCGAGGUUGGGAAUCGCUUUUGGAGCGAUGGGGGCACUAGAAGACUGCAUAGAUCGUGCACGCACCUAUGCAUUAGAGAGAAAGCAGUUCAAGGGGAAGCCUCUUGCCAGAUAUCAGCUGGUGCAGAAGAAAUUGGCAGACGCUGCGACAGAUGCUGCAUUCGGUACAUUGGCUGCGACGCAGGUUGCGAGACUGAAGGACGCAGGGAAGUUGUCACCAGAGAUGAUCUCCAUGGUUAAGAGACAGAAUACUGAUAGGGCGCUGGCAAAUGCACGAAUACUGCAGGAGAUCUUCGGUGGAAAUGCAGCAAGUGAUGAAUAUCACAUCGGACGACAUGUUGCUAACCUGUUUGUGGUGCAGACAUAUGAAGGACAGAGCGACAUCCACACCCUGAUUCUGGGACGGGCGAUUACAGGAGUCCAGGCGUUUGUCUAG
Messenger RNA from Monascus purpureus, 1305 nucleotides. The record is from the annotation of a GenBank genome assembly. Lineage: Eukaryota; Fungi; Ascomycota; Eurotiomycetes; Eurotiales; Aspergillaceae.